This is a messenger RNA of Solea senegalensis (Senegalese sole), 2474 nucleotides long. RefSeq names its product STE20 related adaptor beta (gene stradb). Gene Ontology annotation, biological process: protein phosphorylation. The transcript has 12 exons. Bases 369 to 1718 code for a protein of 449 amino acids. Lineage: Eukaryota; Metazoa; Chordata; Actinopteri; Pleuronectiformes; Soleidae. Gene Ontology annotation, molecular function: protein serine/threonine kinase activator activity; ATP binding; protein kinase activity. The record is from RefSeq and is a predicted model, not a curated record.
ACAGUCCAUCGACGGUUAUCUGUGUCAAAUUAAAAGUCCUUUAAGGGGAAAAAAGCGGCGGAUGAUUUAUCUGUGAUUUUAUCACUGUUUGAUUUAAUUUCUUAAUUUUUAGACGCGAAACAAAAAGAAAACAUGGACUUUGUGAAGAAAGCGCAGUUGUUGCUGUUGUUUCGGGGAUUUCCUGCGUGUUUGUGAGCUGUUUACGUCAGAAAGAAAAGUGCUCUGUCUCCUGUGAAUGUGUAGAUGAUGCAGGUGAGAGGAUGAGUGUUUACAUGAACGUGUCUCACAUUCGUCUCCUUCCUCGUCCCUGCAGCCUGUGAACAUAUGAAUGACAGCUCCUGUGAUUUUACUGGACCCAAAAGGACUCCAUGUCUUUCUUGGACUGUUCCUGCAUCUCCCACACUCAGGUCCAGCACAUGGACUUGGAGGAGCAGUAUGAGGACACCAGUCACCACUUCCUGAGCUGCGACAGUUCUGAGUUCACUCUGCAGGGACCCGAUGGCGGCGAUGACAUCACAGGCUUAUCAGCUGACCCCGCCCACUACCAGCUGCUGUCCGAGCUGGGCAGAGGCUUCAACAACCUGAGUCAGGUGAGUUUGGGUCGUCACCGGCCCACGGGUCAGCUGGUGGCCAUCAAACGCACCAACCUGGACGAGUGCACGGAGGAGGAGCUACUGCAGCUCAUGAACGAGGUUCUGCUCUCCAGACUUUUCCGUCACCAGAACCUGCUGACGUCCCGCCUGGUGUUCAGCUCCUGCUGUCAGCUGUGGGUCCUCACGCCGCUCAUGGCCUACGGUUCUGCUGACACGUUACUUAGGACCUACUUCCCUGAUGGAAUGAGCGAGUCACUGAUCGCGUACCUGCUGAACGGCGUCCUGCACGCGCUGGAAUACCUGCAUCGUAUGGGCUACGUUCACCGUGGGGUGAAGGCCAGUCACAUCCUGCUGUCAGCAGAGGGGCGUGUCUACCUCUCGGGCCUCCACAGUGUUUACAGUAUGAUGCGUGAGGGGAAGAGGAUGAGGGCGGUGUUUGACAUGCCUCACCACAGCCCCGCCCUCCUGCCGUGGCUCAGCCCCGAACUCCUGCGACAGGACCUGCAUGGUUACGGAGUACAGUCAGACAUCUACAGUUUAGGAAUCGUGGCGUGUGAACUGGUCAGUGGCAGAGUUCCCUUCCAGGACAUGCCGCCCACUCAGAUGCUGCUGCAGAAGCUGCGCGGCUCUCACUGCUGCCUCCUCGACGUCGCCCCCUUCCCGCUCGGCGAGCUGGGCGGUCUGAAGGUGUCGCGCUCUGGCGUGGACUCCGGCAUCGGGGAGAGCGUGGCCACGGGGAGUCUGACGCACAGCGCCACGGCUCCGCCCACCGACCGACCUCAGAGCCCCGCCCCCAAGAACCACUCGGCCACGCUGCACAACCUGGUGCAGCAGUGUCUGCAGCAGCAGCCCGAGCACAGACCGUCAGCGUCUGCUCUGCUAAGCCACGCCUUUUUCAAACAGGUGAAUCGACACACCAGAGACUCCUUCCUCAGCCUCAUGUACCCGGCCGUGCCACUGUCCAGCCCUGACAACCCUCCAGUGUCCUGCCCGCCUGCCGCUUCCUGCCACGCCCCCACGUCACCCGCCAUUCAUGCGGUUAACACCAGUAACUCCUCCCCUUGCUCCUCCUCCUCCACCACCACCACCUGUGACGCUGCUGAGUGUGUGUGGGAUUUCUCCUAACGUCGUCUCCUCCAAACCAAACACAAGACAAUCAAAAACAAAGCAAUGAGGCCACACAUACUGUGCUACCUUUAUUUUUAUAUUAUUAUUAUUACUUUUAACCAAACUCUCUGAGCCUUUUUUUUUUUAAACAUGUUUGAUAUAAUUGUUUUUUUCUGAGGCGACUGUGAUGAAAGAAGCUGCUCUAAUGAUCCAAAUAAUAAUAAAAAUAACUGUAAUAAUAAUAAUAAUUGUUCAGGACCCGGUAACUCACACAAAAACAGACUUUAACCACUUCACAAAAGACUCACUUUAUAAAAUCAACGUCAGAUAUCUUCAAGAAUACGUUCAUGUCUUUAUCUCACUGUGAGACAGACUUUUACAACAGGAAGCUGAAGUUUGUAAACCACUCACUCUCCCACACCAAAGCCAGAAAAUCAGUGAUUUUAGCUCAUGAGGACACAGGAGGUGCUGGUCUACUGCUGCCUCGUGUGGUCACUUUGUGUCACUGACGUUAACGAAGGUUUUCAAAUGCCAAAGUCAUAAAAUAAGACAUUUGAACUGAUUGAUGGAGGCAGCAGUGGAUCAACAACUCCUGUGCGCUGUGAUGUUAAAAUCACUGGUUUUCUGACAAGUCGCCAAACUUCACUUAAUCCCUUCACAAAAUCAUUUAUCAAAUGAAAUAACCGUCAGCUUGAAUCUACAAUGUUUUAAGAACAUGUUGAUGUCUUUAUCUCACUGUGAGACAGACUUUACAACAGGAAACUGCAGUUUGUA